Aegilops tauschii subsp. strangulata is the source of this 1116-nucleotide messenger RNA. The record is from RefSeq and is a predicted model, not a curated record. Lineage: Eukaryota; Viridiplantae; Streptophyta; Magnoliopsida; Poales; Poaceae.
AUGCCCUGCGCCGUCGCCACGUUCAGCCGCGUCCGUGCCCACGCACCGGCCACCCCGUGCAUGCCCUGGGGGUCCCCAGCCCGUGCUCCCCGCGUCGUCGCCCGUUACCGCCUCUGCCUCCCGCCGGAGCUCCACGCCGACCGUCGUUGCCACCGCUCCGACGCCGGCCUGCUCCCUCUAUGCCCCGAGCGGCCACUGCCGCAGUGCCCCCCCUCGCAGCCACUGCGCCUCCCGCUCGCCAGUCCGGUCGCCGCCUCCGGCCGGGCACUUGGCCGCCAGCGCCCCACCGACGCCGCGCCUGCACAGCCUGAUCCCCAUUCCCCCCUCGCACUCCUCUCUCUCCCUCCUCUGCCCAAUCUGGAUCGGGGCAAACCCCCGAUCCCAUCGGCCCGAUGCCGCCGUCGAUCCCCGCGGCCACUACGCCGGGGCCCCCUCGCUGGGACGCCCUCCCGCCUCUGCGCGAAUGCCCCCGACGCCGCGGAGCUUCAUCACCAACCCGCCGGAAGCCGCGGCCUCGACCCGUCGCUGAUCCACGCCGCCCCGCAGCUGCACCACCGCCUCAACCUCGCCGUCGGCCCCGUCCUCUCCCUCGCCGGCCUGCUUCCUCCCCCUCCCACCGGACUGCCUCCUCUUCGCCGCCUCGUCUCCGACUUCCCCUUCGACCCCACUGCCUCGUACCAUACGGCCCCCGUGAGCCUCCGCCUCCCCUCCCUCCUCUCUUCGCCGCGCACGCACGCUCACCGCGCCACCGUAGCCCUCCCGCGUCCGCGCCUCGGGCUCACCAGGGUUCCGCGCGCGUCGUGCCCCGCGCCGUCGCCACGUUCAGCCGCGUCUGUGCCCACGCACCGGCCACCCCGUGCGUGCCCUGGGGGUCCCCAGCCCGUGCUCCCCGCGUCGUCGCCCGUUACCGCCUCUGCCUCCCGCCGGAGCUCCACGCCGGCCGUCGUUGCCACCGCUCCGACGCCGCCCUGCUCCCUCUAUGCCCCGAGCGGCCACUGCCGCAGUGCCCCCCUCGCAGCCACUGCGCCUCCUGCUCCCGGUCCGGUCGCCGCCUCCGGCCGGGCACUUGGCCGCCGGCGCCCCACCGACGCCGCGCCUGCACAGGCAAGCCCGUAA